AUGUCCACGGGUUCCUCCAGCGACCCCGAUGAGAUGGAGCCCCUGGGGGUGCAGCCUUCUCGGGGCUGCUCACUCCCAAAGGUCCCCCACUGCCUGUCCCCCAGCGACAACUCGUCGGGGGAUGAGGACGACCCGGAUGGAGAUGAAGAGAGGCGGCGGUGCGCCCUGGGCGCGGUUCCCGGGGAUGGAAGCUCUGGGCUCUGCGGGAGGAAGCGGUCGCGCGUGGCGGGCAAGGCCCCCCAGAACCCCAAGGGCUCCCCGUCAGAGUGCAAACAAUCGCAACGCAAUGCAGCCAAUGCCCGAGAGAGAGCCCGCAUGCGUGUGCUCAGCAAAGCCUUCUCCAGGCUCAAGACCAGCCUGCCCUGGGUGCCCCCCGACACCAAGCUCUCCAAGCUGGACACGCUCCGGCUGGCCUCCAGCUACAUCGCACAUCUGCGCCAGCUGCUGCAAGAGGACCGUUAUGAGGGCGGCUAUGUGCAUCCCAUGAACCUGACUUGGCCCUUCGUGGUCUCAGGAAGACCCGACUCUGACAGCAAAGAGGUUUCUGCGGGCAACAGACUUUGCGGCACCACGGCUUAG
Suncus etruscus (white-toothed pygmy shrew) is the source of this 579-nucleotide messenger RNA. It is a transcript of the gene MSC, whose product is annotated as musculin. The transcript has 2 exons. The record is from RefSeq and is a predicted model, not a curated record. Gene Ontology annotation, molecular function: protein dimerization activity; DNA-binding transcription factor activity, RNA polymerase II-specific; RNA polymerase II transcription regulatory region sequence-specific DNA binding. The coding region runs from base 1 to 579 and encodes 192 amino acids. Gene Ontology annotation, biological process: regulation of transcription by RNA polymerase II; skeletal muscle tissue development. NCBI's taxonomy places the organism in Eukaryota, Metazoa, Chordata, Mammalia, Eulipotyphla, Soricidae.